GGCUAUGUGUGAAUCGCGCAUCAAGGAAAAACCAACGAAAACGAAAACGUUAUACCGGUUUCUGUGAUCUGUCAAAUUCCUAAUUUCCUGCAACUCAAGCGAUUUGUCCUGUAUACUUAGCUGUAAAUAGAGUUUAUUUGUGGUAUUUCGUAUAAAACAUACAUUUUAGCUUUAAAUAAGUCGUAUGUUAUACUAUAGUAUACGACAAUCCCUUUAUCAAAGAGAAUGCAUUAUUAAAACUCCUUCAAUUCCCAUAAAAUAAUUUACAAGAUGUUUAAAUUAGUGCGUAUUGAUGAUGAAGGGCAUCACGAAAUUCCGUUGUCGGAUGGUAAACAAGUGAUAGGACGAGGGAAUUUUCUUGACUGUGAUGACAAAAGAGUAUCAAGGAAUCAUGCAGAAUUGGAAGUUAUCGACAAUUCAAUAGUUAUUAAGGCUUUACAUAUUAAUCCAUGUUUCUUUAUUGAUAAAACAAUGGUUGAUGCGAAAGUUAUUUUGCAAAAUACAAUUAUGAAAAUCAGUCUGGGUGAUACAAUUGGAUUCUUGAAUGAUAGAUUUUGGUAUAAUGUUUGCAAAAAUAACGAAAUAAAUGACACUUGCCUGAAUAUAAAGGAUUUUCAACCAUUAAAAGAUUUAAUAAAUAAGCAAAAAGAUAUUUGUAUAAAAUAUGAUACGACCAGUGAAGAAAGUUGUCAAAAAAAUGAAAAAACGUCAACAGAACAGAUUUCAAAUAAAACUGAGAAAGAGGAAUUGGACGACAAAGCGCCGGUCUCUACUAAUAUAACUGUUGAAUUUAAAAGACAAGAAUUAGUAUUCAAUAUUAACUCAAAAGUGAAAGAAUUGUCAAAUAAGGAUGAAAUAAAACCGGAGGUAGAUGAUGGUCUCUGCCAGUCUCCGAGUAAACGGUUAAUAAAACAAGAGUCAACUAGUCCAGUGGAUAUAAAGAAAUUGAAGACAGAAGAUAAUGCAGAGGAUAGACUGCAAUCUGCAGACAGUCAUGCUAGUACAUCCGGCGCGAGUUCCGCGAGCGGCGCCUCUCCGCCCAAACAAAACCUCAAACGAGAGAGAUGUAUGUAUGGAGAGAAAUGUUAUAGGAAGAACCCGCAGCACAAGGCGCAGUUCAGUCACCCCGGGGACGCGGACUGGGGCGCGGGGGCGAAGGCGCCCUGUCCCUGGGGCUACGCCUGCGCGCGCCGCGACCCCCGCCACUGGCGCGACCACUCGCACCCCUACGGCAUGCACCCGCCGCCGCCGCCAGGUAUCCAGAAGAAGAAGACGCACAUUGUGCAGAAGAACGGGAAAAUCUUCUAUAUAAACGCGCACGCAGUUAAUUUCUUCGACGACCACUUCGAGGCCGAAGACUCGGAUGGCGACAGCGUCGAUUAUGAUUAUGAAUUUGAUUGAAUUAUUUAUUAAUUACUUUAAAGUUCAAUAAAUAUCGUAAAUAAAAAAAAUAAAUGACAUUUUUUUUUCAUGUUUCAUGUUAAAAAUAAGAAUUUAAUAAACAGUUGUAAACUACUACUGUCCUUGUAAUUCAUUAAAAUUUAUUGAACAUGUAAAAAUAAUUUAAAUCAUAUUUUUGUUGUUGGAAAGAAAGGUUGUUUUGUAUCAAACAUUAAUAUAAAGUGAUAUUAGGAAUAUUUGAUUAAAAGUUUAGAGUAAAAUCUACAAUCUUGUUAACUAAGACACUCCUGGGGAGAAUAUUUGUGCUAUGGGGGAAGGGGUUAGAUUUAAAUGCGCAGGCGCAUCGCACGAUAGGGUUUUUAUUUUUUUACACUUUCUACAUUAGACACUCACAUUAAAUACAUUUUUUAUAAAAUUAAAGUAAAUACCCAACUAUGUGAACAUUUCCAAACUUGGCUAGUAGUAGCCAGUCGUUCGUCACUUAUAUAUUGACUAUUUUAUUGUUAAUUAUUAGUUAUUAGUACAUACACUUCAAUGAAUGUUUAAAAACAAUGAAGAUUAACUUGUGUAUUAUUGCACUUCAUAAUAAAAUAUCUCAACUGUCGUUGGGAAUAAAAUAAAA
Molecule: messenger RNA, 2023 nt
Organism: Papilio polytes (common Mormon)
Lineage: Eukaryota; Metazoa; Arthropoda; Insecta; Lepidoptera; Papilionidae
Product: aprataxin and PNK-like factor
Exons: 7
Coding region: 271-1401 (376 amino acids)
Biological process (GO): double-strand break repair
Cellular component (GO): nucleus; site of double-strand break
Molecular function (GO): protein binding; 3'-5' exonuclease activity; DNA-(apurinic or apyrimidinic site) endonuclease activity
Source: RefSeq, a predicted model, not a curated record